Hemibagrus wyckioides is the source of this 4769-nucleotide messenger RNA. RefSeq names its product mirror-image polydactyly 1 (gene mipol1). Bases 87 to 1688 code for a protein of 533 amino acids. The record is from RefSeq and is a predicted model, not a curated record. The transcript has 14 exons. Lineage: Eukaryota; Metazoa; Chordata; Actinopteri; Siluriformes; Bagridae.
AUUGCGUUUCAAGUGUAAGCGGACACGGCGUACAGAACAACUCUGAUGGUCAAGUAACAUUAGCGGCUACUUCGCAGAUAUAACCUAUGACUUGUCACAGCAUGGCACACGAUGUUAAAACCGCAAUCCAGAGAGCGAAACAUAAAAUUUCGAGCUUGGAGAAUGAGCUGUGUGCCAAAAGGGAGAGCUGCUCAGAAGGCGAGGAAGAAAACCAGCAGAUGCCAUGGAAGCUCAAACAAGAGCUGAAGGAUUCACUUGUUGAUAUGUACAAAGCUAAUCCCAAAGUCAAUGAGGAACUGAAACAAAGGCUGCCGUCCCCUAUAAAGCGCCAUUGUUCAGAGACCACACCACAACCUGGGUUCUGUGGCCUGGGCUCCAGCCCAGAUAUCUCUCAAGCUACGUUGGAAACAGCGGCUCCGGAGAAAAAGCUGAAAGGUCCCGACUCUCCCAGGGCUAGAGAAGACCCAGUGAGUGGACCGUCUCUGCCACCACCACCACCCCUACCAGCCCCAGCUAGAAAUAUCGAGGAGGUGAUGCUGUCCCCCCAAAGUGCCCCCACACAGCACAGUCUGGACGGAGAGGAGACGGACAACAGGGCUGUCAGCAAAUCACCCCGCCUGACAUCUGAGCCAACAGGACCCAGAAUCACAGAUGAGGGCAAUGGGACUUCCAAAGUUAGUCAUGACACAAAAAAGCAAGUCCCAUUUCUGGAUAAAGAGAAGAACAUUGUGUUCCUGUUGAAAGAACUGGACUCGCUCCGAGACCUCAAUAAGAAGCUCCAGGAAAAGCUGGCCCUGAAGGAGAAGGAGCUCGAGACUAUGCGAUUGGACAGCCAGCUUCAGGAAGACAAACUUGGGGCCCAUGCCUGUGAGAGAGCUGCAGCAUUAGUGGAGGAGAUUUAUAAAGCUCAGAGGGAAAGGGACCAGGCUGUCAUGGCCAGACUGCGGCUAGCUAAUGAGGAACGGGAUGAGGCUCUUCUCCGAGCCAAGAAGCUUCAAGAGGCAGCACUUGAGCUGGAGAAUAUUAACCCAGAGGAAACUGACAUGGACCUGGAGGAGUUGCUCAACAGGGUGAGCAGUGCGGAUUCUGCCUUGAGCAUUGAGCAGAGUGGUAUGGCCAUCAUGGAGCGCAUUCAGAGGGCUAGGGAGCGCCGCUCUAAGAUCACCUCUGAGGAGAUGAAAGCUGUCAUAGAGGAGCGAGACAAUGCCUUAACCAGGUGCAAGCGCCUGGAGCAAGAACUUCUUCACACCAGAGAGCUGAGCCAGGCCAACACCCGUCACUUGAACAUGGCAAACUAUCAGGAAAGAGUGCGAAAGAUUCAGUCAGAACUGGAGGCUGUACAGAGAGAGAGGGAUAUUGCUGUAGAACUUGGGCACAAACUGGAAGAGGAGCUCCAGGUCAUGCGCAGGUGCCACAGUGCACAGCAAGGCCAAACAGAUGAGUCCAGUAAGAAGGACACUCCAUGCUUGUCCUCUUCCACCUGUGUUAAGGAAAGCAGCACAGCCCAAGGACAGAAUCUGCAGAGCCGUGUGCAGAAUCUCACCUCAGAGCUACAGAGCACUCAGACUCAACUCCGAGUGGCACAGGAGUCAGAAAGAGAGGCCACUGAAAAAGUGCACAAGUUGGAACGGUUGGUAGACGUCUUGAGGAAGAAGGUGGGCACAGGCAGUGUCCGUACUGUGAUCUGACUGGCCAAUGGGUGACUGGAACAGACGGCCACAUCUGGUGACCAGGCUGCUGUGUUUAACUCUGAGCAAACAACUGAAGCCCUUCCUGGGCAAACACGGGCUGGAAGUGCUGCUUGCUCUCACCCUCAGCCCUUCACUCUCUUCUUAUAACCUCCAUACUCACUUUCUCACUGUAACUGUCUCUGAUUGAUGCUACUCCAACCAGACAUUUUAUCCCAACCAUGUCUGUGAACUGUCUUUUUUUUUUUUUUUUUUUAAAUAUAUUGAUUUGAGCAAUGUGUUAGUUUCAAGAAUCAGGGUGAAUUUAAUGGACACAUAUAGUCAGAUAUUUAACGGGGAUAAACAUCCCUAAUGAGACAAAAUGUAAAAUGUUUAGCUGUUUUGUAUAUUAGAUGGUUUAAAGACAAAUAUCAGAUUUAUCAGGCAAAUGUUGGAUAUUUUCAGCAGCAUAAAUAAAGGGACCUUGAUUUUCAAGAUUAUCCUUAAUUAAACAAGAAAAAAAAACAGCUGACAAAUAAGAAAAUAUUAUAUAAGACUCUAGACUCUAUUAUAUAAGAUUUUUUUUUUUUUUUUGCCUGUCAUUUCCCCCCAGCCAGAAAUAUUAAUAUAUUUUGAAUGCAUCAGUUUUAAGUAUAUGAUGCAGCUUUGUGCUGUUAAAUUUUAGCCAGAGGAGAAGAUUAUCGGCAUUAUCUCUGAAUAUGAUAACAGAUUUACUGCCGCUAUCACCACAGGUUUUCUUUAGCAACUAAACUCUGUCUGCCUCUGAUAGUGAACAUCCGCAAUUUUUUUUUCAUUAGCUGACAUAAUCUAUUUUAAAUUAAAAUGGAUGCCAAAUAUUUUUUUUAUUUAAUCCGUGUGAUAUAAGAUGAAUUUUAAGUUUCUUUAAAUAGACAUAACUAAUGCGAUUAAUGGCGAUUAUGAUUUUCUUGCUGUCUUUUUUAAAGUUUUUUCUCCCGUUCAUUUAUAUCCCAGACAACAAUAAUGCUCCUCCACUAAUAAUAAUAAUAAUAAUAAUUCCUAUUAUUAUUAUUAUUAUUAUUAUUAUUAUUAUUAUUAUUAUUAUUAUACUGACACCACGUGAUGUGAAAAGUAAGGAAAUUAUUUUUAUUUAACAAAUUUCUAUUCUCACGAAUACAAAUAAACUCACGCUUACUUAAAAGCCAUCAAAUGACUGAGUUCUCUUAUAGACAGACAUGGCACCGGUGAUGCGCAUCUGAAGCCGUGUCACUGAUUCGUCUUCAUUAGACCAGGUCAUUAUAAUAACCUACUGAAGAUGAUUUAAAAAAAAAAAAAAAGAAGCUAAAAGUUCAUUCAUUUCAUCCAAAAAAAACCCCCCAAAAAUCUGGCAAACAGAUUUUCUCUUUUUUUUUGCAUGUAAAAAUGUAAGCAGAGCAAAGAGAUCCCUUGACUCCUGCCUAAAACUGAUUACUAAACAAUAAUACCAAGAUGGUUUACAUUGCUGAUAUUGACGGGAUGCCCCUCGUGAGCUCUCGCCAGUCCUCCCCAUUCUUCACCUGAGGUGUCCAGUGUCGCAGGGGCCCGUGUGUAUUUUUGAGCAUGAUCGAUUAUGUCCUCAGAAACAUGUUGCAUGGUCUGUGUGACAGAAUAAAGAGAGGAGGAAGUGUGGAGCUCCUGUUCAUCUGGCGCUGGGACGCGCUUGGAGAUUCUCGCGGUCUCGCGGUUACCUUGGAGAUGCCACAACCCGGAUCUCACACAUCCUUCACACACAGCUCUCCCUCUUUCUCUCUCUCUCAUUAAACUGUCUUAAACUUUUCGUGAGCAGAAAGUUAGAACAAUGUCAUCUUUCUUUUGCGUGCACAUUGCAGUGAUGUUAGAUAUGAGCACAGUCUUUUACACGCCGGUGUUGUGUCUCAGUGCGGAGGCUCGCGCCCGUGUUUAUUGAGGUGGAACUAAAGGCAAUCCCGAUUAUCCUCCCUAAAAUCGGUAGUAUGAUGACCGGACUACAAAACAAGUUUUUAUACGCUUUAAUUAAAACCGUGUUUCGACAGCCCAUGCUGAAUGACCCUCAGAGAAAAGAGUGACUGAUCCCGUUGCUAUAACGACACGAAAUAUUUCAAGCCUUUCUCUUUUUUAAUCCCACCUCUUCUUUUCAGUCACACAUUGCAGGUCACUUAUAGUCUGCUAUCCAUUACCUGAAAUUAAAAACACUGGCUUACCUGCACUGAGACAAGCAAAUCAGCAAAUAUGAUUUUAUUUAAUUUUUUUAAUUUAUUUUCUAAGUCAUUAGUUGGUGGUGCGCAAAGAAGUGAUGACUGUCAGUGAUGCUCUGUCAGCUUUUCUGCUAAAGCCCGUAUAGGCCUGAUGAACCUCGGGGGUCAUUUAUCUCAAUGCAUUUUCUAAUUUGUCUUACACACGCUGUUGGUCAUUUUUCCAUAUAAGCUUACAGAAAUAAAACAAUCUACGACUUAAAUGUCGCUUUUUAAAAAAAUAAAUUAUGCCAUUUCAGUGUUGUUUGUGAAUUUCAGUUGGGUUAAUGAGCACAGAAUAGACAGAUCUUAUGAACGCCAGCGAGAAGACCACCAACCUGACAUGGCUGAUGCAUAUUAGGGGGCCACAAAGCCCUAAUAAACUUCUCCCGUAUAAAAUGUAAUGGAAAACCAGCUGCUUCUAAAGCUGAUUUCGGAUAGGAUCUCUCCCUCUUCUCCCUCGCCCUUUGAAAGCUUCUUUCAUUUGUGUGUGAUUCUGGAGGGGUAAUGCUUUGCUCUUUUCGUUGGCCAAGCACAAUUGUGUUAUUGGAGAUAAUUAAUUCAAUCCCCAUCAAAAGGUAUUAGAAGCGCCUUGGCCCUGUAGUGGCUUUCUAAACUAAGAAUGAAAAGACGGAGAAGAAAGGUCUACGGGUAGACCCGCUGAUGGCCGCUUCUGAAGUAAAGGGCCCUGCGCAUUGUCGCCCAAAUUUUUGUCCAUAAGGCUCAAGAAAGCUCCACAGCUUUUGAUGGGGGAACGAAAAAUGCCACAUGAGUUGGAAAACAAGACUCUACUGAACUCUCCGUCAUGAACACUGCCCGCUGAUAACAUAUGUUACGCAUUAAUAAAGCCUGGUCGCCUUCACUGUCUGCGCUC